Hypomesus transpacificus is the source of this 1095-nucleotide messenger RNA. It is a transcript of the gene ccdc166, whose product is annotated as coiled-coil domain containing 166. The record is from RefSeq and is a predicted model, not a curated record. Bases 50 to 658 code for a protein of 202 amino acids. NCBI's taxonomy places the organism in Eukaryota, Metazoa, Chordata, Actinopteri, Osmeriformes, Osmeridae. The transcript is spliced from 3 exons.
GAGAGAGAGAAGAACAGAGAGAGUGGGAGAGCAGCGUAAAAACCAGGACAUGUCAUUUUCACCAAAGGAAGUUAGUGAAGACGGUCUCUCCCUCUUUGUAGAACGGACUACGUCCGUGAGACCAACUCCAGUUGGUGUCACCAUACAGACCUAUCCAGGCCUCUCCUGUGUCACCACCGGAAGCCCCAUAGACUCUAUUCAUGUCCUCCAUGUUGUCUAUGGUGGCCAGCAGCAGCUGGGCCGUAUAGCCGAGCUGGAGAGAGAGGGCAGCAGCAUGCGGUGUCUCCACUCCAAGUCCCUGCAGGCCCUGAAGGUCCACUUCCUGUCUGAAAAGGAGCGCUACGAGCGCCAGGUCAAACACAGGGUGCAGGCCCUCACUCUGGCUGCUAACAGGGAGGCGCUUCUCUGCCUCCACACCCACACCAGGGAGGUGUCUGAGGAGAACCAGCGGCUGCGGUCUGAGCUGCUGGUUCUGAUCCGCCGCGCCCAGGCCCUGAGGGCCCGCCAGGAGCAGCUGCAGGCCCAGCGCCAGGCUCUGCUGAUGGAGAGGGAGUACGUCAGGGAGCUCCAGCGCCUGCGGGCCGCCCUGCUGCAGUACCACCUGCAGACACAGGGGGGCGCCAACACACCUGAGGAUAAAGACACACACAGGCACUGAUGCCUGAAGGGGGAUCGUUUCUCAGGGUUUGGGAUACUUGUCAUCUGGUAAAGACCGGCUCUGGGUUCAAGCAGCAGAAAUACCAGGAAGUCAUUAAACUGGUUAGAGCUGGUCCACCUCUCUGACUCUCCUUCUUACCCUCUCGUUAUCUGGCUCCACUUCUCCUUGUCUGCUUUCUAAAAGUGUCACUCGCUACUGCUUUUCAUAUAUUAAAAAACACAUUGUUAUAAAACAAUACUUUUUUUUAUUAUUACAUUUUUUACAGUAUUUUCAACACUUUUCAAGCAAAGCAAGCAACAUUUGUUUAUAAAGCACUUUAAGAUCCAAAGUGAAACACAAAGUGCUGUACAGUAAAACAAUAAAAGAAUGCAUAAAAGCCCUAAAUACAAAGACUCACGCGUCUUAUGGCUGAGCGGUUAGGGAAUCGGGCUUCUAAU